This is a messenger RNA of Armigeres subalbatus, 4885 nucleotides long. RefSeq names its product protein phosphatase 1 regulatory subunit 16A-like. Gene Ontology annotation, cellular component: cytoplasm. Gene Ontology annotation, molecular function: myosin phosphatase regulator activity; protein binding; enzyme inhibitor activity. The transcript has 12 exons. The record is from RefSeq and is a predicted model, not a curated record. The coding region runs from base 2603 to 4831 and encodes 742 amino acids. NCBI's taxonomy places the organism in Eukaryota, Metazoa, Arthropoda, Insecta, Diptera, Culicidae.
CUCCACUCGAACCAGUCGCAAAAGAGAACUCGUUCCGUUCGGAUGUAGAGACCCGCCGCGUGGUUGUAUUGCCAGUAGUGUGUGGUGGCGCGCGGUAAUCUGAGUUGACAAACGAACCUGACUGCAUACCGCACUCUCGGUUCAGAGCAAGUGAAGUGUCACGUUUCUUGGACGGUACAAUCUGUGGGCAUCCACUGGCCGUAUCCGGUUCGAUAGACCGUGUGUCCGGAUUCGUCACCAUUCGGAUAAUGCGGAUCUGCUCGAGAGUGGAGUAGAGUUCGCCCUUGGCACGUAUUCAGUGACACACGGCGGCGAGGAUGAUGCGUUCGGUGAUGUGAUGAAGUGUAUUUACGGACGGAUUUGCCGACAUUCAUUCAUCGGUUUUAUUGUUGCAGCAUUCUGCGUGUCUAACAAAUCUAUGAACACACGUUGGUUCCACUCAUCUUGAUUGAUGAUUGUUUUGAGUUCAACGGGGAUUUCAUUUCGUCGAAAUCUGUCUGUGAUUUGGAUUGAUGACGGUGCUUUCGAGUAGUUUCAACAGGUCGCUGCUUUAACUAUAUUUUGAUAGCCAUCGCGCUCGUUUCACAAGGGCUUACACCAGUCAGGGGAGCGGACAAGUUUGCGUGCUUGGAAAAUUGCCUAAAUUUUUUUUUGUGGAUUGAUCACGGUUCGAAACUUCCAAACUCAGUGCCGAGUUGUGUAACAGAAUCAAAGCAUUCUUCCACGGAAAAUUUCAAUCGAAAGUGCAACAAGUGAAGUGUGAAGCGUGUUUACAUAACUGAACAAGAAUUGAACGCUUUUGAAUAAAAGCGAACGAAGAAACGCGUUGUUACUGGAACCUUAUCGGAUUACUCAAGCCCGCUAAGCAGUGCUGAUCGAUCGAAUCGGAAUGCUCUAAGAUCUGCACCAGUGCGAUACCAAUCCGUGUCAGCACUAACAUUCAUUUCCAAUUUCGGAAUUCCAUUCAAAUCGACAUUAAUUUGUGCUGAGCGAGCACACGACAUCACCUACGACAGCAACAACAGCAAUGCCGCAACGGCAGCAACCUACAGUGCAGUGCUGUCGGUGGUGUUCCAAUCUGUGCGUUGUGCAUUACUGAACACAGAGAAAUAAAAGGAACAAAACAAAACAACCUCAACAUAAUUUCGAGCUGCUACGACAAGGCGGAGCUUUGACCGACCGGAAAAACAAGAAAAAUAAAAGUCUAGCGCAAAAAAAAAUAACAUCGCCCCGUGUCUCCGUGCCGUUGUCGUCGUGAUCGUGUUUUGGUUUUGUUGAUUGUAACAACCGUUCACAUUGGCCUGCCGGGCGAAAAAAAAAGAGUGCAGUGCAAAAAAAGAAGAGUGAUUGUUCACAAUUAAAGCUUAGCAACAGCAACUUAGCAAGCCAGGUGUGGUGAGGUAAUAUUAGAAGUCGUGUGCAGUUGAAGCUUCGGUGGAAAAUCGGAAAAAGAAGAAAGAGCCCAACACUGGUGUUCAAGAGUCGAAAGCUAAGGAGUGUACAGCGCAGUGUUAUAAUUUGUACCAAUUUUUUGUGCAAAAAAAAAAAGAAAAACGAAAGUAAUUUACAUCCUUUCAAGCAGCAGUAAAGUGUGAAGCAAAAGGAAGCAGUGUGUGCUUGUGCACUGAUUGGAAUCUGUCGAACAGGGAGCGACUCACAGAAUUGCGGUGGUGCGUACGUACGGCGGUUGAACUCAUCGUAGUAGCCGAGUUUGUCGCUAACGAGUAUACGAAUUCGCGUAGCAAACGCAGGCAAUCCAAGCAGCCAAGGGGACGGCGACGACGGUGUUUUGUUGUUGCAAACAAGUUUUAUUCAUCCUGCCCUGCCUACUACGGCGACGACGACAAGCGGGGAUCAACUGUCACAGAACUGGUUUGCGAAUUUUUUGCUCCAUCACCGGCAUGGCAGCACCCAACAUCUAAAUUGAAAGACCCUCAUCUCCACUCGCGCUACGCGUCGGCAAAUUGAUUUGAACUCCCGAUAUCAAUUAUCCAUACCGAGCAGUUUAUCGGAAGCGAAGAAACAUCUUCAGCGAAGCAGAGAAGUGCAAGCCCACAACGAUGCGUUCCACAUUGAUUGUGGCGAGGCAUCAGUUGGGUCGACUUCGUACCACCUGUUGCUGCUCCAUGAUCAUGUUCACGAUCAGCGCCGUGAUCGCGGUUUGUUACCAAAAUACCAACAUGUGCUAAUGCAAUCGGUCAAUUUCCAGUUGCUUCCGAGUGAUCUGUGCGUGAGCGAAAAACCCUCUUUCGGUGCGGAUUCGGAUGUUAAACGAUCGAUUAAACCAGAGCGAACCCGCUUCACUCUCUCUGCCUCGAUCGCAAUCAUCGCCAUCCGAUCGCCGCGCGCCACUAUUUGAUCGAUCCUCGCGGAUUGUUCAAAGAGAGUAAACGCGAAAACGGCUACCUCCGUCUACAGCUCGUUGAUUAUCGCUGCUGCUGGUGCUGGCGAAGGCGACGAGGAUCGCCCCAACAGCAACCGUCCGGGGGGCAAUCAUCAUCAAGCACGUCACCAUCAUCAUCGGAAGAAGCAUCGCCGGCACGGCUGGGGCGGUGGUGGCGGCGGCGAUAGAGACCGAAACUUGAGCUUCGAUAUCAGCAAAAUGGAGCACUCGGAUUUAGUCAGCGAGAUGGCUCAGGUCGAGCAUCUUUCAACGCAGGAUCGGCUGCACCUCGCGCGGAUGCGCCGGGCGCAACAGCUGAAGGUGGCCAAACAGAGGGAAAAGGAAUGGCUCAAGGCGCAACGGAGCAAGGAACGGAUGUCCCAGCAGCAGCAGCACAUGUCCACCUACAAGCGGCACAUUACUUUCGAGGACAGUGUGGUCCUAUUGGAGGCCGCAGCCCGGAACGAUAUCGCCGAGGUGGCCAAACUGUUGCAGAAGGGUGUCACCCCGGACGCGACCAACAUGGACGGUCUGACGGCACUGCAUCAGUGCUGUAUCGAUGACAACGCCGAAAUGCUCAACCUGCUGCUGGACUACGGUGCCAACGUGAACGCCCAGGAUAGCGAACGGUGGACGCCGCUGCAUGCGGCCGCAACCUGUGGCCACCUAAAUCUGGUCAAAAUUCUAAUCGGCCGGGGGGCGAACCUGCUGUCGGUGAACGCCGAUGGCAAUAUGCCGUACGAUAUCUGCGACGACGAGGAAGCCCUCGACUACAUCGAGGCGGAGAUGUCCAAGCGGGGCGUGACGCAGGAGCUGAUUGACGAAACGCGAGCGGCGACCGAAACGCAGAUGCUGAAGGAUCUGCAGGACACGGCCGCACAGGGUGGGGAUCUGGAAGUACCUGAUUGUCAAAGCGCGACGCCGCUUCACAUAGCGUCCGCCAAUGGCUACACGAGAGUGGUUGAGUUCCUAUUAGAGCAGCAUGUAUCGACGGACGCCGUGGAUCACGAUCUGUGGACACCGGUGCAUGCUGCCGCCUGUUGGGGUCACCUUGAAGUCCUGGAGAUGCUAGCGCAAAGUGGCGCCGACUUGAAUGCCAAAAACAAAAACGAUGAAACGCCUUCCGACAUUUGCGAAGAUCCGGAAAUUCGCGAACGGAUAGAACAGCUCAAAUCGGAACAGGAGAGCAAACGACUGGCCGAAGCCCAGCGGAAGCGGGUACGGCGAUCCCAAAGCAAUAACACCAGGGCCCAAUCGGUGCGGCGGACGUCCCUACGGGACAAGGGUCUCACCACCAAGAAGGACGCCGUCGAGGAGGCCCGGUUCCGGUUGCAGGCACAAGAGGGCUACACGACACCGGAUGGACCAGCGGCAAACACCAACUCCAAUAAUAGCUCAACGACAAACGCCGUCGUCAAUAACAGCACCAACAACAAGAAUGCCAGCAAUGGUCAUCUGAAUUCUGUAAAUAACAACAACAUCAACGCCACUAACAAUGGUAACUGUACGACGGUGAACAAUGGGCUGAACAACAAUACUCGUUACAACAAUCACCUGAACAACAACAACAACAACAACAUCAGCAGUAGCAAAGACCAAAACUACGGUCCCAAUUCAGCGGCAGCAACGAACCCUUCUUCCGCGACCUCCUCGGCGUACUCCUCGCUCAACCAGUAUGACCGACGGUCGCCCGAAGGCAAGGACAACGACUCCUACAUGAGCGAAAUCAGCGUCGUCAGCGGUGCCGGUAGCGGCAAGUUGUUGAACAACAACAACCUAAACAACAACAACAACAGCAACAGCAAGAUACUAGCCUUAUCAUCCUCCUCUCCAUCCUCCACAGUCAAUGGUAAUCUAGUCAGUAGCAGUAGUAGUAGUCAUAGCAAUAGCAAUCAACCGAACAUUCCAAAUACGGGUGCCGUGUCCGGAACGGCGGCGACGACGACGACGACGACUUCGGCGACGGCGGCGUCUGCAACGACGACGGAAGUGUACUCCACCUCCAACAACGAGAACGGCAAGAUCAACGUCCAGGUGACGGUCCUAGUGGAUCCAUCUGUCGCAGGAACGUUAGCCGACCUGAAGAAGCAUCGAUCGCAGAACCGAUCCAGCGUCAGUCCGGAGAACGGAUCGCUGCUGAGUGCGCAAAGUUUGGGCAGUCUGACGACCGGCCCCAACGGGCAACCCCUCGAGCUGUCACUGGUUUCGACGACGGGAACCUCCUCGAUGGAUCACCUCUACGGCAACGGAAAUGGUAGUCUGGUGGGCGUGGACAAAGGUGCCGUAUCCACGCUGAACGUCGCUAACGGUUCGUUAGUGGGGGGCACGGUGGCGGUACCCGAUACCGACGUGGAGACAUCUACCGGCGGACUGAACAAGUUCAGCGGCAAUACCAGUGACGUGGUAAGUGAUAGCACCCGGUCUCGACGCUGCUGCGUGGUGAUGUAAGUCGGAACCAAACGGGGUAAGUGUCCAGCGUUGCCAGAUACGUCAUAUCAGUUU